This is a messenger RNA of Terrapene triunguis (Three-toed box turtle), 1162 nucleotides long. RefSeq names its product HORMA domain containing 2 (gene HORMAD2). The transcript has 6 exons. NCBI's taxonomy places the organism in Eukaryota, Metazoa, Chordata, Testudines, Emydidae. The record is from RefSeq and is a predicted model, not a curated record. Bases 1 to 720 code for a protein of 239 amino acids.
AUGGCCAAGGUGCAUCAUGCAGAUGUAGUCUGGCUGGGGAGCCUGGUCCUAGAAGAAAAUGGGAGCAAGAGGCACCUGAACUACAACUUCCAUGAGACCCUGCGGGUGACUGAGCUGUAUCAGUUCAAAUUCAAGUAUACAAAGGACGGUCCCCAGAUGGACAUCGUCAGCUUUGCAAAGGGGGUGAGCAGUGAAGAGAUUAAGAAAGGCAGCAUUCUGCUGAUUCGUAAGCUGUACCUCUUAAUGCAGAACCUCGGGCCCCUUCCCAAUGACAUUACCCUCACCAUGAAACUCUUCUACUACAAUGAUGUAACUCCUGAUGAUUACCAGCCCCCUGGCUUUAAGGAAGACAGCAGCCCAGAUAACUUGUUGUUUGAUGGAGACCCUGUCAACCUGAAAGUUGGGUCCAUAUCCACUGGGUUUCAUAUCCUGAAAGUAAGAGUGACAACUGAGAGCAAGAGGAUGAGGACUUUGGGAAGCAGCCUGAUCCAGGAGAAUGGCCCUACUGAGAUCUCUCAUCAAGGGUUAGAUUGUGACGAAGAAGAGAGUAGUAAAAAAGAACUCAUGGGAGUGAAGGGGACAGACAGAGUACCCUGCACUAAGGCUUCUCAGCAGACAUACAGCCUGGACCUUGCAUUUAGCCAGGAAGAGGAGAUGAAGCCAAGGAAGAAGAGGAAGGUCAGUGAGCCAGUGCAGCUGCUUCCAGCAGGCAGGAACUGAUAGCUGCUGUGGCAUAUAGGACAUUUUAGAAUGUGCUGAUUUGGAUUAUAACACACCUUAUGCAUUCUUUUAGAAAUGUCUAAUCUUUUCUCUUCAUAUUUAACUCUCUAGACAGUGUACAUAUUUCUAUUUUUACAUACGGUAUAUCUCUCUUCUGGUUUUAAACCUUUUAUUGAAUAGAGAUAGUAAGCAAAGUUACUCUCACAGCACUGUAGAUUAGAGAUACUUGUUGGAUGCUCUGAAGCUGAGGACCAGUGAUCUCUCCUGGGCAGCUUCUCUGGGUUUCAUUCCCACACUGACUGUUCCCUCUCACUCUCUAAUGUGGCCCCCAGCAUCAGUUGCAGUAUUUCAGGAUGAUCUCUCUAAGCUGCCAGUGUCUGCAAGCAGCACAAGUCAGAUGGUUCGGUGUUUGUACCUAACUGCAUCAAAUCUGCCAUUUCUG